CUAAUAUUGUUGUUGUUUUAUACCAGAAAAUUCAAAAUUAUAUAAAUAUUAAUUUAAUUAGUUUUAAAAAUGCUUAGUAACAACUUAUCUUGUGAUUCAAUAUUUAUUAUGUCACGUCGCCUACGUAAAUGGUUAUAUUCAAGCGACUCUACGAUGUAUAAUUAAAAGUAUGUUAUGUCAGAGGACACAGGUUCACAGCCUUAUUCAAAGUAUACAUUCACUGACCUUAGUAAGUUUACAUUUUUAUCAGCCAGUUAUCAACUCUGUUUUGUAUUAAGUACACACAAUGUCUGCUCGUCAAAAACUUUGUUUGAGUAUUGGUCUUUUUCUUUGUUUCACAUUGUGUCUCUUUAUUGUUUUAAUAAUUUUGGACCGCCCAGUGAAUCAAUACCAGUUAGAGAAGGUAAUAAUUUUAAGCAGACAUAACUUAAGAACACCUUUGUCUAAGGACCUUGAUAAAAUCACUCCUCUUAGUUGGCCGAAAUGGAAGGAAGAACCUGGAUAUUUGACAGAAAAAGGUUUUGUCUUAGAAGGUUAUAUGGGUUCAUUUUUUAAAUAUUGGCUGAAUAGCAAUGACCUUUUGCUAAGUGGUUGCCCGAAAAAAGAUGAAUUUUAUGUCUACAGUAAUAAUAUGCAGAGAACUCUUAUGUCUUCUAAAGCGUUUAUAACAAAAGCUUUUCCCGGUUGUGAGAUAACAAUACACCAAAGCACUAAAAAGUAUGACCCAGUAUUUAGUCCCUUUAUACAUAAUAACACAGAUAAUUUUAGAAAUAUAGCAAUAGAAGAAAUGGAUUCUGUAUUAGAAUCUUUAAUUUUAAAAUCUUCAUACAAUUUUAUGGAAAAUAUUCUUGAUUAUCAAACUUCAGAACUAUGUAAAAUUGAUAAAAAAUGUGAUAUGGCUACAGAAAAAAACUUGAUUAAUAUUACAGUAGGAAGAAAACCAUCUGUAACGGGUCCAAUAAAACUGUGUAACAUGGCCAUAGAUGCAUUUUUCAUGGAGUAUUAUGGUGGCCUACCAAUACAUGACAUUGCUUGGGGUAAAUUAAGUGAUAUGACAGAUUGGAAUCAAAUCUUACCCCUGACCUAUGGUUAUCAUAAUGUCACUUUUAACACCACUCAUGUUGCCAAAGAUAUUGCCAAACCUCUUUUGAAAUACCUCUAUAAUUUAUUCAUUCAAAAUUACCCAACAGUCACACUCUUAAUGGGACAUGAUGCAAAUAUAAAUGUACUCUUAAAUGCAAUGGAUUUUAAGCCUUUUAUAUUGAAAAAUGAAUUUGUGCCUACCCCUAUUGGUGGUAAAUUAGUUUUUCAAAAGUGGAAAGACUUGAAUAGUAAAAAGUUUUUACUUAAAAUUAAUUAUGUAUACCAGUCUAUUGAACAAAUUAGAAAAGGUACAGUUUUAUCGAAAAACAAUCCACCCAUGUUUCAAUUAUUAGAAUUGAAAAACUGCAAGGCAAAUGUUGACGGAUUUUGUGAUUGGGAUGAAUUUUUGAAUUUUUUGCAUACUAUUGUUUUGUUGUAAUGUAUCUAGUCAA
Molecule: messenger RNA, 1535 nt
Organism: Pieris brassicae (large cabbage white)
Lineage: Eukaryota; Metazoa; Arthropoda; Insecta; Lepidoptera; Pieridae
Product: glucose-1-phosphatase-like
Exons: 1
Coding region: 287-1522 (411 amino acids)
Biological process (GO): dephosphorylation
Cellular component (GO): outer membrane-bounded periplasmic space
Molecular function (GO): sugar-phosphatase activity
Source: RefSeq, a predicted model, not a curated record